AUGAAGCUCGUCCUCACCUUCCUCUACCAUAUCCUUUGUUUUCGGCUUGUGCAUGCCAUUAGUGUACAGGAUAUCCCCGUGUGCGCACAAAAUUGCCUCUCAAAUUCGACGUCUUCUCAGACAUCAUGUGCAGUGAUCGAUCUCGCCUGCCUCUGUACGAAUUCAGCAUAUGUCAGUUCAUUGUCUUGCUGCCUAGAUACCCAGUGUACUUCCGAUGAGCAAGCACUUGCAAUUCAGUUCAACAAGCAGGAAUGCGCUUCCGUCAACGAGACCGCCCCCGAUUUCGUGGGAUGCUCACCAGCAGGACUGUCGAGUGCUCUCGCUAGUAUGAGUCUCUCGCAAACCACACCAGCUGCAGGAACUACAUCGAUUCCACCAGCAUCAACGUCCUCUUCGUCGUCGAGCAAUCCGAGUCUCACGACACUCUCGGGUGACCCUGUGUCGGAAACAGCGGACGCAACAACCGGAAAGCCAGUAACAGUAACAGCUUUUGUUGGAGCACCACUGAUGACUGGCAGCUGCACAGUACCAUACUUUGUAAUAACAACAGAUGCUGCUGGAAUGGUGACUGAAUAUCCCAACGUUGGUUGUUCUGAAGACAGGCCAGAGUGCUGCCCAUACGAGUACGGACUCAAUGCGGCCAUCACAAGGUGUCCCCAGGACUAUUUCACCACCGCGAGUGCCUGUUGUCCACUUGGAUAUCAGAUUUAUUACACCGCUGUUGGACAGAACACCCCAUGUUACUCGUCGCCUGCGACGACAUUUGUCCCAGCGUCGACUCCGACGGUGGCCGGUCUGACCCUUAUCACCAACCACGUCUUCUCCCAGAAAUACUCACUCGUGACACCACAGCCGGCGAAAAGCAAGUUCCCGACCGGAGCCAAGAUUGCCAUUCCCAUUUCCAUCGGGGUCGUGAUCUGUAUCAUAUGUAUAGCGACCUUUUUCUGGGUCAGGAGAAGGCGCAAGGUGAGACGGGCCGCAGAGGCGAACCGCACGACUACCUUCCCACCCGAAGAGCCGGUACUCUCUCAAAUGUCCAUGUCGAGGGCGCCGACCGCACACGAGCUGGACAGCCCAGAGGCCCAAGCAGGUUCUCCAGGUGCUGUGGGAGUAGCAAACGGGUGGCCUAUAUUCCCGACAUCGUCACCGCCAGCAUAUGAUCAAAGCAAAGGAGUUCAGGCAGCUAUCCAGAAGCAACCGCCAUCGGCCCCACAGGAGUUGCCGGGAAGCACAUUUAUCCACGAACAUCACCCGGUGUUUUCGCCAACCGGCUCUGUGAGCACACCCACAGAAGCAACGCCCAGCUCGCCGCCAGGAACACCUGUGCGAGCUGCUUCAGCAGGAGCAGAGAAGAGGUCACCGGUGCUGUCUAGCCCCACGUCACGUUCAGAGACUCGAAGUCCAGUGUUCGUGUCGCCCUUGGGCUCUCCUAGGCUGCCCAAGACGGGCUGA
This is a messenger RNA of Fonsecaea multimorphosa CBS 102226, 1452 nucleotides long. RefSeq lists its product as uncharacterized. The record is from RefSeq and is a predicted model, not a curated record. The transcript is spliced from 4 exons. Lineage: Eukaryota; Fungi; Ascomycota; Eurotiomycetes; Chaetothyriales; Herpotrichiellaceae. Bases 1 to 1452 code for a protein of 483 amino acids.